AUGGCGGGUGCGGUGUCGAACCUGCAUACGCUCCACCUCAGAAGCCUCUUCAGGGACGACAUCGGCGCCGACGUGCGCGGCCUGCGCACGCUGUUCGAGCGGCCGAUCGCCAACGCCACCGUGGCCGACCUGCUCGUCGGUCAGCUCGACCUCAUGACGCGCGAGGUCGACAGCAUGGUCAGCCGGCUGGACGUCGUCGCUAACCGGACGGCCGGAGUCGACCUGAAUAAGGUGCCGGAGGAGACGCGCCAGUGCGAGAAGAUCAGGUGGGUGACGAACAUGUGUCUGCAGUGGUGGCAGAUCGUGCUGUGCGUGCUCGUCUUCCUCGCUAUCGGACGCUCGGCGCGCGGAACCUCCCGCGGCAUGCUCAUCUCGUUUGCUGCACUUGCUGUCUUCACCCUGCUCAUCUGCUGGGGCCAGGCAGGCCUGUACAUGGCAGGAUCUGUCGGCGGUGAGCGCUGUGUGUGAUCCACGCCUAUUCAGUCGAG
This is a messenger RNA of Priapulus caudatus, 488 nucleotides long. RefSeq names its product protein tweety-2-like. Lineage: Eukaryota; Metazoa; Priapulida; Priapulimorpha; Priapulimorphida; Priapulidae. The transcript has 5 exons. The coding region runs from base 1 to 468 and encodes 155 amino acids. The record is from RefSeq and is a predicted model, not a curated record. Gene Ontology annotation, cellular component: plasma membrane. Gene Ontology annotation, molecular function: volume-sensitive chloride channel activity; intracellularly calcium-gated chloride channel activity.